AUGAAGAAGAUGAGGUUCUCAGAAAUAUGGAUUGAAUGGAUAAUGCGAUGUGUAUCAUCGGUGAAAUACCAUGUCUUAUUCAAUGGUCAACCAAGAGGAAACAUAACCCCACAACGAGGUUUGCGACAAGGAGAUCAUUUGUCUCCUUUCAUAUUCAUCUUAUGCACAGAAGCGCUCGUUAGCCUUCUAAAUCAUGCAGAGAAUCAAGGGAAGAUUACGUGGAUGUGCGUUUCACGUGCUAGCCCUCUGGUAUUCCACCUUCUAUUUGCUGAUGAUAGCAUGUUCUUCUGCAAGGUGGAGCCACGUGAAUGCGAUGAAAUCAUGAAAGCACUGGGGAACUAUGGAAAAGCUUCGGGACAAUGCAUUAAUUUUGAAAAGUCGUCCUUACUCUUUGGUAAGAGGAUACCUGAACAUGUCAAGGAUACUCUAAAACAUUCAACUGGAAUUGAUAAUGAGGGAGGAAUGGGUUCCUAUCUUGGUAUCCCCAAAGAUAUUAGUAGUUCAAAGGUUAGGCUCUUUGCCUUUCUGAAGGAGCGACUACAAAACCGUGUUAAUGGCUGGACAUGA
Molecule: messenger RNA, 567 nt
Organism: Brassica napus (rape)
Lineage: Eukaryota; Viridiplantae; Streptophyta; Magnoliopsida; Brassicales; Brassicaceae
Exons: 1
Coding region: 1-567 (188 amino acids)
Source: RefSeq, a predicted model, not a curated record